Messenger RNA from Kazachstania africana CBS 2517, 1779 nucleotides. It is a transcript of the gene RSC9, whose product is annotated as Rsc9p. The transcript has a single exon. Lineage: Eukaryota; Fungi; Ascomycota; Saccharomycetes; Saccharomycetales; Saccharomycetaceae. Gene Ontology annotation, molecular function: DNA binding. The record is from RefSeq and is a predicted model, not a curated record. The coding region runs from base 1 to 1779 and encodes 592 amino acids. Gene Ontology annotation, biological process: regulation of DNA-templated transcription.
AUGAGUAAUAUAUCUGUUACAAACUCACCUAUACCUGUUAAUAACUCUACUCCCAAUUUGACUCCUACGCCGGGGACUCUGAAUGAAAAUGAUACUCACAACUCGUUCCAAUCAGUUAUACCAAUUCCUAUCAAUGUAACUAGAUUACAAUCUAAUGGUAUAAUAACAGGAUUAGCUGCAAACCCAAAGUCCCUACAAUACUCCCUCUCUAAUUUGAAUAUCUUUCAGACGCUUCCAAAGGAAACUUCUCGUGGCGUCGACGAUUUAACUAGAAUGAAAAUGGCAAUACUUAGUGGAUUAACAGAAGAAAUUAAGUGGUCAUUAAAGAAAUAUCUAGCUUAUAGCAAUAAAGCACCAUACAUGAUCAAUUUAAAGAAUUUGCCUGAAUUGCUAGACAUCUUCAAAAAGUUCAUUCUCGAUUUGAAGCCAAUUAUCGAAAACCUUAAUAAUCCUAUAAUUAAUAAUAGUUCCAUAAUGGAUGAUCUUCAAAAUGGACUUAACUGUCUAUUAAUCUUGAGAAAUUUAGCUCAAGAUACGGAUUCAAUUCAAAUUCUCGUUAAAGAUAAUGAAAUCAAAGAUUUUCUUUUAUUUGUAUUGACAAAAUACGAAUUAAAUCAUAAACCACAUUCUAAAUGGCAAAUUUAUGAAUCAAAUCGCCUCUACGUUAAUGAAUUAAUCCAUUAUACUAUAGAUUUGAUGGAAGCAAUUUCAACUUAUAUCGCCCCAGCCAAAAAGGAUGAUCCAUAUUUUCAAAAGUUAGUCUCCAUUUUAAAUUUUACAAAAGAUAGAUAUAUGGUCAUUUCACUCUUAAGAUCUCUUUCAAGACUUCUUGUGAGAUCAAAAGCCGAUGAAGAAAGUGCGGCAGACAACUUAGAUGAUAAAACUUUACAAAAAGUUGUUUCCUUCAUUUUAAUCGAAACGGAUGCAGAUUUGAUCACAGCAUCAUUAGAUUUCCUCUACCAGUAUAUCUUACCAGGUAAUCAAAGAAUAAAUAAACUUCUUGAUGAUCAUGAAAGAUUUUCAAUUUUGUCAACAAUGAUUCCAAAAUUAUUAUCAUACAAUGUUAAACUACCAAACUAUUCUGAACUGGCUGGUAAACAAAUUAAAUUAGUUAAGAGAAUUAAAGCUCCACCGCCAGUCAAAGUACCAGAACUAUCAGACCCUCUUUUCCAAGAAUUAUUACAAUUGAAUGAACCAAUGAGAUCGACAGCAUGGUUGAGAUGUUGUUUUGAUCCCAUAAAAGAUGCAGAAUUUACUCAAAUUCAACUAUGGAGAUCUUAUGAGUCAAAGUUCUCUAAGGCAGUACAUGAUUCUGGUAGAAAAUUAUUACCUGCUGUCGAAUUCAUCAAAAAUGUUUCAAAUGCUUUCCAUAACGCUUCAGCUAUGGUCAUCACAGAUCCCGUAUCUGGAAAGAAAAGAUUUGUAAUUAGAGGUAUUCAACCAAGAAAAUCGCCAUUAUCUAUUGAAGACGGUGAAAUUGCUGCAAAAAACCCAUUAACAAAACAACAAAAUAACUUGAAUUCCAAAUUUAUUGAUGAACAGAAUAAAAUGAUUAAACCUGUCAAACAAGAAACUCUACCGAAAUUAGUUUUCCCUACUGAACUAAGCGAAGUGUCAAAGACAACAGCUACUUUUCUUUGUCUAAUCUCAAAUAACUCUAAGGGAAAAGGGCACGAUCUGUGUAAACAAAUCAAGCCAGUCGUAUUGCAUAAAUUAGCUGAUAUUCCACCCUUAAGUUCGGCACUUUCUGAAUAUAUGGAUAAUAUACCAAGUAUAUAA